CGACUCAAAACUGUUACAAAUAAAUCAUGUGUUUAUGAAAGGCCACAAAAAUUACUUUAAAUGCCUAAAAAAAUUGAAUUUGUCGCUAAAACUGCGACUAGUGAAGAUCCUAAAUAUCGGUUAACAGAAUUGAAUACCCACGGGCCUACGGUUAAAGGAUGGCAAUCGGCGAAAAACUGCCAAUAUCCUCAAGAAAUUGUAAUUCAAUUACGACAAAAAUGCUACUUGAACAAAAUACAAAUCUUAUCCCACCAGCACAUGAUAGCAUCAAAAGUGGAAUUCUAUUCUAGCAAAGAAGAGGCAGAUGAUAAUAUCGAAUGGGAAUAUAUCGGUUACGUAACCCUGACCAGUAAUGAGAGUACCGAGUUUAAGAGUAGAGAGCUCAAAUCUGCAAAUUUGCCUAAAAUCGGAGCUUAUUUUUUAAAGCUUAAUUUAUGCGAAAACCAUAAGAAUCCUUUAAAUACUUAUAAUCAGGUCAGCAUAAUAGCUUUAAACGUAAUCGGCUUUGAAUUAGAUAUUACUGAAAAUACUGAAGAAAAUGAAUUAAAUGAAAUAGAAAAGUUGAAUGAAAUACUCAAUAAUCCUGAAUACGUUUCGCCUUAUGACGAUUUGGCAUUUGAAAUGUACGUGUCGCACGAAAUUGCUCAGAUAAUAAAGAGAAUGGAAAUUAAAAAAUAUUUAGCAGUAAUAAAUGAAAGAUUCGAGUACGCGAUAAAAUUAAAAAACGCCAUGCUGAAACUGAGAACUGCAGGCGAAAAAUUGGGAAAAUACGAACUAGAGAAAAGACAUGCGAUAGAGCUGGAAGAUUACGAAAGAGCUAGCAGGAAAAAGGUUCAAAUUGAACAGUUCAGAAAUGAACUAUUCGAAGAGUUUAAUAUUGAUGAGUUGCUAGAAACUAAUGAUCAAAUUUGUCUGAAAAACGACGAAUGUUUUGACCCGUCAUCGGCCUCGGACAAUUGCAAAAACCUCUUAUCGCCAACCAUGAUUGCCAGAAGGUCCAGUUCGCCAAAUCAAAUGCAUACAAGUCAAGUGGCAUCCUCCCCGUUGCACUUGGCAAGAUACCAAAGCCCUAAAACUGGAUCGCCUUGUACAGGAAGUCCCAUAAUGAAUAGGGGAUCGUUGAGGAGGAGAAACAAGUCAGCUGGAGCUAUCGUUAAAUCUACUUACGAGAUGUAUGAGGAGAAACCAUUGCCAGCAUUGAGACAUUCACAGACGAAUGAAUUUCUUCGCGAGUGCCAAGCAGAUCCUGUCGAUUACAAAAACUCGAAACUAACAGAACGCGAAAAAAAGCAAGCCAAUUUGCCGAUUCUAGUUUUUGGCACAGACAUUGUGGAGAAGUUCUACUCAAAGCACUAUUCCGAUAAAGAAGAGGGCCUCAAUCAGCUGAAAAGCGAACUUUUACAAUACGACAACACGAAAAUGCACACGGCCAAUAAAACGGCCAGAGCCGCAGUUUUUUUGUUGCAUCGGGCUUUACGGGAUAAAGUUUUUACGGUUUACAAUUUGGCCAACGAAGUUAUCCGAAUGUUUUUUGUACAAUUUGUACCUGGAAGGGUUCUACCAGCAGAAGUAUCGCGAAGUGUUGACAAACUAUUACCAGAAUUAUUGACAAAAUCUGGAGACACUAGCGCUAGAAUUCAUCAUAUGGCUGUGCAUACUAUAUUGACGAUGGCAGAUGUGAAAUCUGUAAGAGAUCUUCAUAUAAUUCCAGUACAUUUGAGUAGGCCAGUUAGUAGCAGCACUCAUCCUAGAUUAGCGCUAAGUAGAGCUGAAAUGGUCGAACAGCUCAUAUUGAAUCAUGGAAUUUCGACUGAUAAGCAAAGUGGUUUAACGUGUAGAACACUAUCCGAAUUCGGAUCGAGCGGUUUACAUCAUCCAGCUGAGGCUGUACGAAAAGUAUCCGAAAGAAUUUUGGUGCUUGUAUACAAAGUCAAUCCGCGCAUGGUCAGAAAACAAUUACCGCCCGAUGACGAUAUUACCCGAAGAAAUUUACUCUACCGACAAUUGUUUCACGAAUUUGAUAAUAUAGACAUGCAGCGCAAACGUGAACUUUUAGAAAGAAAUCGUGUAAUCCAACAAUGUCCUAACGGCAUAAUAAGUCCUGAGCCAAAAGAGCCCAUCAGAAACGAAAUUAGCAAGUGCAUCAGCACAGGAAACAUCGAACACAUAAUUAACAAUGACAAGUCCAACAAAAACUAUUCCUUAUCCAAAAGCCAAAGCGGCGGUAACAUCAACAUCAACAAUGGUACAAGACAAGAGGCUGAAAGUUCUAGUUCGGCCAGUGGCGUUUCGAGUCCGACAUAUUCCUCCCAACAAAACCAUACUGAACGGCACUGUAUUUUUUGCAAUCAGCCCGAAAAAGUUAUACUACUCACUUGUAAUUCGAUGAAUUCGCAUUACUGGCGCCACUGUCCCAUGUUGGUGAGGUGCAAGUAUUGCAGUCAAGUGGUCGAAGUUGCCACUUUGACCGAACAUUUGUUGAUGGAGUGCGAACAAACCGAUAGGUUUAUGCAGUGCACUCAAUGUACCGAGGCUGUGAAUAAGGAGAAAUAUCAUGUGGAACAUUUGAGAGAGUGUGUUGAACUACCAGAAGGAUUUACAAGGUGUCCAUUGUGUCAUAAAAAUUUGGAAAGCAACGAUCUUUGUUGGAAAAAUCACUUCAUGGGAUUAAACCUUUGUCAAAAAAAUACCAGGGUGAAAAGCUCGACUCCUAAACAGGUUACAAUACAAGUUUAGUAUUCAAUAAUUUCAAAAUUAUCAAUUUAUCUUAACAAUUAAUAGUUCUCGUUCUCAAUACAAAAUUUCAUAAUACACUAGCCUUGGAUUAUGUAUUACUGAGAAAAAUUCAUAGAUAAUUACUAUAUACUGGUUAACUAUAUUUUAAAUAGAUGAAAGUUCACCCUUUAACAAGUUCACAUUCUCUCUCUUAAUCACUCAUCAAUAUAAUCCAAGGUUUAAGGUUUUGAUAUUCUUCUAACUAUUCCGUCCUUUGUUACCUUUACACAUUAUAAAAUUUGGCCAUUUUUUAAAAAUCAAACUAUCGGGUAGAGUAAAUGGGCCACCCAUUUUUAAAUUUUUCAUAAUCAACACUACACUAGCAAUCUGUUUCCACAAUAAUGCAAAAAAAAUUUAGGGUAGCCCUUUUAUUUUGCACCAGAGUGUACACAUUAGCAAAUUAAAUUUGCUAGUCGUAUCACUGAAGUGUUUUUCUUUUUAUUAAUAAAAUUGUAUGUAUUUGGAAUUUUAUUAAAAUAAAGUCAAGAUAUGGCUGUGAAUAUUUGAAAGGGGGAUUUAUGGAAACUUAUAUGGGUAAGCUUUUUGUUUAAUGCACUUAUUUUCCUUAAUCAAAUUGCAUCAACAUGCUACAUUGUGUUUUAAAACUUGUAAUUAUUAAAAAAAAAACCUUAUUUUGGUCUUAUUUAUUUUUCCUCUUCCUCGACGACGUUGGCUGUUGCUGGUUCAUCAGGCUUUUCAUCAUCUGGUUUUUUGAAUUUACUUAUUU
Molecule: messenger RNA, 3502 nt
Organism: Ceutorhynchus assimilis (cabbage seed weevil)
Lineage: Eukaryota; Metazoa; Arthropoda; Insecta; Coleoptera; Curculionidae
Source: the annotation of a GenBank genome assembly